AUGAAUGAAAAUGAGGAUGAGCCCAAGGACGUAAUUAAACUGAACCAUGAGAAGCUCUCAGCAGAUGAAAUAUCAGCACUGGUGGUUUCUCCUUGCUGCGGGGCUGUGUCUUUGUUUAUAGGCACUACCAGGAAUAAUUUUGAAGGGAGAAAAGUAAUACAGUUAGAAUAUGAAGCAUAUGCUCCUAUGGCUGAAGCAGAAUUGAAGAAAAUAUGUAUAGAUAUUAGGUUGAAAUGGCCUUCAGUGAAGCAUAUAGCAAUACAUCAUAGACUUGGUUCAGUUCCCAUUAGUGAAGCGAGUGUGAUGGUAGCAAUCUCUUCCCCUCACAGAACAGAAUCUCUUGAUGCUGUGCAGUAUUGUAUCAAUACUUUGAAAGCAACUGUGCCUAUCUGGAAAAAGGAGGUAUAUGAAGAUGACUCUUCCUGGAAGAAAAACAAGGAAUGUUUUUGGGUCAAGACAGAAAAAUGAAAUUCUGCCAAAAGUUUUAUUGUAACUGCCUACUGUUUCAAAACAAGGUGGAAGGCAACUCAGUUUCAGCCACGCUUCCAUGUUACCUUAAUAACAUAAGGCGUUUGCAAAGCAGUUGUCUAGGACCUGAUUUUGUACAGAAACAUAGUACUUUAAUUUGUGUUUUUUUUCCUGUUCUACUGAUCCUCAAGCCUUAGUGUUGGAACUUUUGAAAAGUUGUAUUGGAUUCAAAGAUAGGAUUUGUGCAAGCUGCUUAGUCUGUGAAGAAUCCUGAAAAAAUUGUCAUGGCUUCCUAUGAAAUCAUUAGUAUUUUCAUAACAUUUGAAAUUUUUGACUGAUUAUGUGAAUUUUGUCAGUUCAAACAAACUUUUAUAAUUCUAUGCAUGAUGUAACAGCUACAUUCAGCCAGCACAAUAGACUAUGGUUGUCAUGACAAAAAUAAUGGUAGCUUCCCUCAGACCUGGGCAAUUCUCUCUGACAUGGCCAUGAGGAAUAGUUCAGUCUGUUGUCUAAAUCCCAAAUCAUACUUAAUUCUAAUUAUGGUGUGGUUGAAAUAGGCCAGCUUCAUAGCCCCAUAGCUGAAAUUGGCUUUGUUUAAAUGAACUUAGUUAUGAAUAGUCAAAGUUGGUGGAAUUUAUGUAACAAAUAAAUGCUGAUCAAUAAAAAAAUGGAAGCAAAA
Sceloporus undulatus (fence lizard) is the source of this 1147-nucleotide messenger RNA. RefSeq names its product molybdopterin synthase catalytic subunit-like. Gene Ontology annotation, biological process: Mo-molybdopterin cofactor biosynthetic process. The transcript is spliced from 4 exons. The record is from RefSeq and is a predicted model, not a curated record. Gene Ontology annotation, molecular function: molybdopterin synthase activity. Gene Ontology annotation, cellular component: cytosol. The coding region runs from base 1 to 468 and encodes 155 amino acids. NCBI's taxonomy places the organism in Eukaryota, Metazoa, Chordata, Lepidosauria, Squamata, Phrynosomatidae.